Messenger RNA from Aspergillus pseudonomiae, 1595 nucleotides. RefSeq names its product major facilitator superfamily domain-containing protein. The record is from RefSeq and is a predicted model, not a curated record. Gene Ontology annotation, biological process: transmembrane transport. The coding region runs from base 1 to 1539 and encodes 512 amino acids. Lineage: Eukaryota; Fungi; Ascomycota; Eurotiomycetes; Eurotiales; Aspergillaceae. The transcript has 5 exons. Gene Ontology annotation, molecular function: transmembrane transporter activity.
AUGGCUACAGCAAGGUCAGAUACCGACAAGACUCCUGUUGUUUGUUCUGUUGAAGAAGAUGAGAGGCAGCCAUCCGACUCUCUAGGGACUUCCCAGCUUGAAGACCAAGUUACCCAAUCCAAGCCACAUCAUAUUUUCUCUCGUCGUAAGAAGUUGCAAAUGGUAUGCAUCGUUUCAAUGGCUGCCAUUUUCUCCCCCUUAUCGUCGAACAUUUAUUUCCCAGCCCUGGGCGAGGUGUCAAGUGUAAGUACGACAACAAGAAAAUAUACCAUGGGCAACCUUUCGAGGGGGGUAACACCUACAUUUUGGGGUUCGAUUUCAGAUGCCACAGGGAGGCGUCCAGUCUUUAUUGGGACGUUCAUUGUGUACAUGAUCGCCAACGUUGCCCUUGCUGUGUCCACCAACUAUGGAGAACUCAUGGCUUUUCGUGCCCUACAGGCUGCUGGUAGUGCGGCUACAAUUUCCAUUGGCGCAGGUGUCAUUGGUGAUAUCACCACUUCAGCGGAAAGGGGAAGCCUUGUGGGUAUAUUUGGAGGAGUUCGGAUGCUUGGGCAAGGGAUCGGCCCGGUUAUUGGCGGCAUCUUGACUCAGUACUUAGGUUUUCGCUCCAUAUUUUGGUUUCUCACGAUAUGCGCGGCCGUGAGCCUUUUGUCUAUUCUUAUAUUUCUACCCGAGACGCUGAGGCAUAUCGCCGGUAACGGUACUGUUAGGCUGAGAGGUAUCCAUAAGCCUUUUCUGUAUGUGGCUAUCGGACAGAAGGGAGCCAUUACUGGAGCCGACCCGGGCCAGAAGAAGCCUGAAUUGACAUGGCGUGCUAUACUUGCUCCUCUCACAUUCCUGGUAGAAAAGGACAUUUUCGUCACCCUUCUCUUUGGAAGCAUCGUUUACGCGGUUUGGAGUAUGGUGACUUCCAGUACUACAGAUCUUUUCCAGGAUGUCUAUCAUCUGACCUCAUUAGAGGUUGGCUUGACAUUUUUGGGGAAUGGAUUUGGAUGUAUAUCGGGGUCGUAUUUGGUCGGGUAUCUUAUGGACUAUAACCACAGAUUGACGGAACGCGAAUACUGCGAGCAACAUGGCUACCCAUCUGGUACGCGGGUCAACCUGAAAUCUCACCCGGAUUUCCCUAUUGAAGUAGCCCGAAUGCGUCACACUUGGUGGAUUGUUGGACUAUUCAUCGUGACAACUGCUGUCUACGGCGUCUCGCUUCGAACACACAUAGCGGUUCCCAUCGUUUUGCAGUACUUUAUUGCUCUGUGCUCAACGGGGAUAUUUACCAUCAAUAGCGCAUUGGUCAUUGAUCUCUACCCUGGGGCCAGCGCCAGUGCAACAGCAGUGAAUAACCUGAUGAGAUGCUUGGUGGGAGCUGCUGGAGUGGCGGCAAUGCAACCCCUACUGGACAUGCUGACUGCCGAUUACACCUUUCUCUUGCUUGCGGGGAUCACGUUGGGAAUGGCCCCUCUAUUAUGGAUGGAAAGUCGAUUUGGAGCUUCAUGGCGGCGUGAGCGAGAGAUGAGACUGAAGGAUAAAAGUUGUAUUUGAGGAAAGUCAUGCUGUAGGAGAUUGAUCGAUUCUGGGAGUCUGGUGUGUACUGUACA